This is a messenger RNA of Morus notabilis, 858 nucleotides long. RefSeq names its product putative pectinesterase 52. Gene Ontology annotation, biological process: cell wall modification. The transcript has 4 exons. The record is from RefSeq and is a predicted model, not a curated record. NCBI's taxonomy places the organism in Eukaryota, Viridiplantae, Streptophyta, Magnoliopsida, Rosales, Moraceae. The coding region runs from base 1 to 858 and encodes 285 amino acids. Gene Ontology annotation, molecular function: pectinesterase activity.
AUGCAGUUUCUUCCGCCUUUUCUUUUCGUUUUCAUACUAUUCAAUAUCGCCAACUCUUCGGUAGCUUUCAGAAACAUUAACAUUAAUGCUGAUCGCCGUGGUAGAAGCGAAAAUGUCAAUAAUUCCGACGUAGCAUCUGCAAUUAUUACCGUCGAUCAGAAUGGCAGCGGAAAGUUCAAAACUAUACAGGCAGCCAUAGAUUCCAUACCUUCCGGCAACCAUGACUGGAUAAAAAUAAAAAUUUCUCGAGGCAUAUACACCCAUGUAAAACAGGCGUUGGCAGCAAGAAUAUAUGGUGACAAAUCCGCAUUUAUUGAAUGUGGGUUCAUAGGCUUUCAAGAUACUUUGUGGGAUGCAACAGGCCGACAUUAUUUCAGCAAUUGCUACUUUGAAGGUGCCAUAGAUUUCAUUUUCGGUUUUGCCCAGUCUUAUUAUGAGAACUCAUUGAUAAAUGUGACGGUUGGGACACGACCACCUACGGAGAUUGCCGUAGGAUUCAUUACAGCACAGGGACGAGCAUCAGCCAAUGAUCCUGGUGGGUUCGUAUUCGAAGGAGGCUCAGUUUCUGGGAGUGGCCGAGUUUUGUUGGGGAGAGCUUAUGGAGCUUAUUCAAGAGUAAUAUUCCAUGGCACCGAUUUAGGUCAAGUUGUUGCCCCUCAAGGAUGGGAUGCGUGGUCUUACAAAGGCCAAGAGUCGACGCUUACUUAUGCAGAGAUCGAGUGUAAAGGAGCAGGAUUGAACAUUUCCGAGCGUGUUGCAUGGGAAAAGAAGCCUGGCGAUAUUCAGCAGAUUCUACAGGAGUAUUCAAGAUCAUCCUUCAUUGAUCAAGAUGGCUGGAUUGAUAAACUCCCACGAUAG